AUGGGCGGACUCGCGAGACUCGUGAGUUGCGAUGGGAAUCGCAAUGUCAGCUGCGAUGCCUUCACGGAAUGUACCUAUGUUACAGCGCCGAACCACAAACGAAGAUCAGCAACAGAAUUCCCCACUACAAAGAAACAAACAUCUCAGGCAUAGACGAAUUUGGAGGUAAACUUCACUCGGGCUCCAAUGGAAUCAUCAGAUUGUUGGUCAAGGCCUUGCACACAGAGAACAAAGCUUCGAGAUGUGAAGCCUAUCAAGCGCUGCGCCGAUUUAGUUGGCCGCGCGCUGUUUGGCUUAUGCAGAUUGUUGAAUCAGACAGACUCUUUUACAAUGAACUUGCUAGCAGAUGCUAUGCUUUUGCUGCGCACUGGCGCGGUGCUGUCGCUUUGUUGGUUGAAGCCCGAUCCAUGCUUCUACAAGGAGGCGAGGACAACUUUUUCAGAGCCAGUAAAACAUGUGUCAGAGCUGGGCACUGGGAACAAACGAUUGGAGUAUUGUCGGAAACAUCCUCUCCGUUUGCUUCAUCACUUGGAGCCACACCGAAGAACUGGAGCAAUGGUUGCUACCGCGAUGAUGUUGACUAUGGUGACUCCUUGUCCAAAAGUUGGCAGCUGCAAAGGAUUUGUGAAGAGGAAGCUCGAUCAUCGCAGUGGCAGCCGGCAAUGCUUUUACUGGAUUCCCUGCGAUGCAGAGGUUUGAAGAAUUUGCCACGCGGUGUGUACAGCUCCUGGUUCUUGGGAGCAUGUGGUCGUGCUGGAAACUGGGCCUUCAGCCUGGAUAUCUUUAACAAAAUCAAGUCUCCACGACGGCAGGCAAUCUUGAAUCAGGUGGCCUAUGAGUGUCAGCGAGGACGCUCCUGGCUUCAAGCAAUUUCCCUCUUGAACGAAAUCCGUAGCAGAUAUGUCAGGUCAAUACUUACUGCGUUCGAGAAAGUCAUGGCUGCCUGCCGUCUCAGUGGCGCCUGGCAUCGUGCCUUGACGGUUCUGGAUAUGGCGCUUUCUGAUGGGCAUUUGCCAAGGAACAAGACCUGUUCUGGUGCACUGAGCGCCUGCAGAGAAGGGCGUCAAUGGAAGAUGGCAGCGCAGCAGUUUGACCAGAUGCAAAGUCGAUGGCUUUUGCGACCUCAUCCAGAAGCUUACAAUCCGUUGAUCGAAGCUUGCAAUCGGGCUGGAGAAUGGCGGGCAUGUAUAGCCUACUUAAGGCUGAUGUCAAGAGAUGAAUUGACACCGGACAUCGUGGGCUACUCGUCUGCUGCCCGGGCAUUGCUGGAGAACAAGAAGACUGACAUGACCAUGGAGCUUCUAAAGGAGAUGCAGCUUCAACGUUUUGACAUCAAUCCAUUUGCGCCCAUUGUCUUCACAGCAUCAUUGAAGCGGAAGGGAUGCAACUGGCUCGAAUCAGCCGUUCUACUGCAUCGCUUUCACCACUUUGGCUGUCGAUUGGACAUGAAGAUGAUGACGCAAUUCGCCUCAGCAACACGUGGCGGUGGCUGCAGUGGUGGUGAGUGGCUACGGACUUUGGAGCUUUCUAUGGCCACUAUGGCUGCUCAGAGUUUGGAGGUGGAUGUUGCAGCCUUGAAUUUGGCCAUUGGAACUUCUUCAGCAGCCUCUGGCUGGCAGAAGGCCAAUGAACUCCUAGGUUGGUCUUUGCGGAACCAGCUUCUUGUCGAUGAAGUCACCCUGGCAUCGUCUGUUGGUUUGGUGCAGGUUCGGACAACGACAGUGCAGGCAAAUGCUUGGUCUCGUGCGAUGUUGAUGCUUCAGAAACAAGGCAUCGACAGCAGGCUCCUGCACGUUGCUGCUCUCAGCUCGUGUUGCAAGGGUCUCGGUUGGAGCAGCGCGCUUGGUGUUCUAUCCGACAUGCGCAGCGGCAGCAUCCGCCUCGACAUCAGCUCCUUCAACUCUCUGCUUCGAGCCUGUCAAAAAGGACAGCUUUGGUUGAAAGUUUUCAGCUUGGUCGACUGGAUGCAGGUGAGUGGCUCCUUGCUUCCUGACAUUGUGACAUCUGAUGCCAUGGUUGGUGGCUAUGGCCGUGCGAAUUGGCAGGGCGCCAUCCAUCAUCUUUUCAGUGCAAGGCGAUCGCGACAAAUUGACCGAGCAUUAGUCUGCUACGGUAUCCAAGUCGUAGGAGAGGCUGGAAGGAAAAAGGCGGAGGACCUCAAGAUGGCCUUUGCUGAUUAUCUUGGAACUGGCCGGGAGACAAAAACUCAACGCGUCUCACAUGGAAGUGGCAUGCCGUUGAGCAGUCGUGUGGAGAUGCGUCGGAGUUGGAAAAGAGCUCUCGAUUCUUUCGAUUCUUUCCAUCGAUGCAUUUGCAGCACCGGCAUCUUUGAGAAAUGA
Molecule: messenger RNA, 2339 nt
Organism: Cladocopium goreaui
Lineage: Eukaryota; Dinophyceae; Suessiales; Symbiodiniaceae
Source: the annotation of a GenBank genome assembly